This is a messenger RNA of Orussus abietinus, 1478 nucleotides long. RefSeq names its product natterin-4. Lineage: Eukaryota; Metazoa; Arthropoda; Insecta; Hymenoptera; Orussidae. Bases 450 to 833 code for a protein of 127 amino acids. The record is from RefSeq and is a predicted model, not a curated record. The transcript has 5 exons.
CGACUAUUCUCGGAACGGCAGCCUGCAAAAAUUCGGGUCCACUUGGAUCGUUGAUCCGAAGCUGGUAUAACGCAUAACAAACUGGUUUCCCCUCGUGCUGGAGUCGGGCGAGAGUAAGAGUAAUCUUGCGACUUUCGUUUAUUCCCGUGAUGUCAUAAAUAUAAGUCGAUACCGUAACCUCAAAUGCGUCCUCAGUGAAAGGGUCGAUAGUCGUCGCCGCCUUCGAGUCUUUGAAAGAGAAUCUCCCGAUAUGGAACACGCGGGACUCGGGGAAAGUGAGGUUAGGUCGGCUCGGAUGUAACCUACCUUCGCGCUCGGCGACAAGGAGUAUACCGGGCACGAGACGUCGUUUACUCCGCACGAAUCUCUGAGUCCAUCCACCCUGAAAGUCCGACAGAAAAGGAUUCAAGUGGGUCAGAUUUUCGGGGGCUCGAUACUGUUUACCAGGAAUGGUAAGCAUCGGCCGUGAUACGGAUGGCGCAAAUCUGGUAGUUGGACGAGCUAUGCAUCAAGGAGACAUACUUCCGGCAAAGGCGAAGCCCGAACAUGGAAUAGCCUACGUUAGUUAUCAUGGAGCUGAGCAUGUGAAGCACGACUUCGAAAUCCUAAUGCCGGCCGAUUUCCUUUGGGUGCCCGCAAGGAAUGGCGACGUACCGGAAACCGCCGUCAAGGCCGGAAAAACUGUCGAAGGCGAACCUCUUUACGUGGGUCGAGUUUUCCACAAUGGCGUGCCAGUUGCCGGAAAGAUACACAGGAGCCACGGUGUGCUCUACAUCCCUUACGGAGGCGAAGAGAUAUCCUAUAGGGAGUACGAGGUCCUAGUGCAAGGUUGAAUUACAUCUUCCUUCGGAGAUCUCCGUCUUCUCCUCGUUGCCAAUAAGGAGUUUCAAUUUCCUCGACCCUCCUCUUGAAGCAGGGCCGAGGCCGGGCGUCGAUUUCAUUUCCACUAAUAAAACCCGCGAAUCGGUGUUUACUCCACGUUUGAAAAGCCCGCUUUCCCUCGGCCUGUUUCGCCGAUGAGACGGCAAUCGAGGCGAGACAAGAAGAAAAAGAGGGAGCUGAGAUUACCUAUCGCGUACUUGAUUAAUAUGCAUGGAUGUAAUCUAUCGGCGUGACUGAAAUAAAUCCUGUAAGUGUCCCAACACCGUGGUAACGAGAGGAGAACAAAGUGAGAUGUCCUUUAUUCCACGCUAGGUAUAAUUGCGCGAUUGUUUACGGAUCAUCAAGACCACGAAGUAGUAUAAGGAGAUAUAACGCCAUGUAUUGAAAUUUUCAAUUUUCCCAUGGCCUACUAUUCCAUUGAACGUCAAUGACACCCAAUUUUCGCCAUGAGCAAGACUGCAAUAUGUACAGAAAAGCAAUCAGGUUGGAAUAGGCUAUAACUACUACCAUACCUAAUAUUUUUCUUUUACAUCUAUCUUUUAUGUCAUUCCACUGUUAUGUUAAGAGAAAUAAAUUGCAGAUUCCUACAAAGCCAA